AUGAAAUUCGGCAAAGAGUUUCGUACCCAUCUCGAAGAUACUUUACCUGAGUGGAGAGACAAGUUCCUUUGCUAUAAACCCUUGAAAAAGCUUCUCAAAUAUUACCCUUAUUCCUCCGCCGAUCUAUCCACCGGAGAUUUUCCCGAUCAGAUCGACUUGCGUACCGUAUUUGCCGACACUACUAACAUAUCCUCCUCCGCUGCCGGCGAAGACGGCGUUGUGGUUCCAGGCGCCAGGCCUACGGAAGAUCUCCAGGGUUCGUUUGUGAGGAUACUAAACGAAGAGCUUGAGAAGUUUAACGAUUUCUACGUCGAUAAAGAAGAAGAUUUCGUUAUCAGAUUACAGGAGCUGAAGGAAAGAAUCGAGCGAGUCAAGGAGAAGAACGGUAGUAAUGGGGAAUUUGCAUCAGAAAGCGAGUUCAGUGAAGAAAUGAUGGAUAUCCGCAGAGACCUUGUUACCAUUCAUGGCGAGAUGGUGCUCCUUAAAAACUACAGCUCCCUAAAUUUUGCAGGACUUGUCAAAAUCUUGAAGAAGUAUGAUAAAAGAACAGGAGGUCUUCUACGUUUGCCUUUCACUCAGGUUGUUCUCCAUCAGCCCUUCUUUACAACAGAGCCACUUACAAGGUUAGUCCGUGAAUGUGAGGCGAAUCUUGAGCUUCUCUUCCCAUCAGAAGCAGAAGUUGUAGAGUCUUCUAACACAGUGUCAACCUCACAUCAAAACCACUCGCCAAGAAUCUCAGCAGAGACUUCCUCAACCCUCGGCGAUGAAAAUCUUGAUAUAUAUAGGAGUACACUCGCUGCAAUGAAAGCCAUACGAGGGUUACAAAAGGCCAGCUCGACGUAUAAUCCUUUAUCAUUCUCAUCGCUUCUUAAGAACGAGGAUGAUGAGACAGUAACAGCGGAAAACUCUCCAAACUCUGCGGAUUUGCAGAGCAAAGAUGAAGCAGAGAAGGAAGACACAGGACCUUCCCACUGA
Arabis nemorensis is the source of this 975-nucleotide messenger RNA. Lineage: Eukaryota; Viridiplantae; Streptophyta; Magnoliopsida; Brassicales; Brassicaceae. The record is from the annotation of a GenBank genome assembly.